This is a messenger RNA of Ipomoea nil (Japanese morning glory), 1436 nucleotides long. RefSeq lists its product as uncharacterized. The transcript has 4 exons. NCBI's taxonomy places the organism in Eukaryota, Viridiplantae, Streptophyta, Magnoliopsida, Solanales, Convolvulaceae. The coding region runs from base 235 to 1287 and encodes 350 amino acids. Gene Ontology annotation, cellular component: chloroplast. The record is from RefSeq and is a predicted model, not a curated record.
AAUCGUUGCUAACUUCCAAACACUCUUGGCCCCAGUGCCCAACUGCCCGCUCGAAAUUAGCACGACAACUUGACCGCUUGAGCAGGUUAGCACCUCUAUUUUCCUUCUAUGCGCUGCGCUCUGUGCUCGCCACGCGUUUUUCCACACUUUCUGCACCUCCGCCGCAAAUCAUCACCGGACCACCGGAGACCACCUAACGCUGCCGCAGAUUUUAUUUCUUAAUAGCACAUAUCAAUGGAAUUCUUCUUUGGGCCACUGAAGGAAAAGAAUGCUGGUUGCUCCCUCAGUGAGCAGAACAUUCAAAAAUGCCCAUUCUUGAGGAACAUUGAUAAACCAACGAACUUUUCCUUCGUCUCUUCUCUGAAUUUCCCUCUUCCAGAAAAGGGAAAGAAAGGUCCCAUUUUUGAAGAUGGCCCCAACUUUGAUAUGGCCUUUAAGUUCUUCCAUGGAAAAGAUGGAGUUGUUCCACUGUCUGGAAGAUCUGAACGUCUAAAAGACCACCUGGAAGCUGAUCCAACUCCUUGUUUUAAUCCUUUAGCUGCAAAAGCGGCCACAAUAAGCUUGUCAGCAUUUGGACCAGGAGGCCCUUUUAGUUUUAAUCAUUUUUCUGAGAAGUGGAACUUGCAGAAAAAGAAGUCUGACUCUAAGAAGAGAGAGUCUAAACCUAAGGGUGAUUCAUCGAAACACGAGGCAAUGGGGAACGAGUGGUUGGAAGCAGGGAACUGCCCUAUUGCUAAAUCUUACAGAGCUGUGAGCCAUGUCCUCCCACUUAUUGCAACUGCUCUUCAACCGCCUGCAGGAAUGAAGCUUAAAUGUCCAGCUGCAGUAAUUGCAGCGAGAGCUGCCCUUGCAAGGACCGCCCUGGUUAAGAACCUGCGACCACAGCCCUUAUCUUCAAAGAUGCUUGCCAUUGGAGCCUUGGGUAUGGCUGCUAACAUUCCACUGGGAGUGUGGAGAGAGCACACCGAGAAGUUUUCACCAUCGUGGUUUGUGGCUGUGCAUGCUGCUGUCCCGUUCAUAGCCAUGCUGAGGAAGUCCGUUGUGAUGCCCAAGACCGCUAUGGCCCUAACUAUCGCUGCUUCUAUAUUGGGGCAGGUGAUUGGCUCAAGGGCAGAGCGACUUCGACUGAAAGCAAAAGCCGAACAGUCUUCUCCUCCCGCUCCCACCAGUGUUGUUGCAGGUUCUAACCAAAUCCAGGUUAAUUGUGGCAAACAAGAGAUGAAUAAAAACCAGUUUUCAUGCGACGCUGACAAGCCGUCCGUCUCUCCAGCCAAUGUGUGUUUCUAGAGGAACAUGACACGUUGAAGGUAUUGUAGAAUCCUUAAUGCAAGGAUUCUGACAGUGAGAAUAAUGGAUUCAAAUUAAGGUAUUUAUAUCAAUAUGAUGGUGUUGUGUGUAAACACUUAUAUCACUACAAGAAAUUUCACAUUUAAUGA